This is a messenger RNA of Ctenopharyngodon idella (grass carp), 5947 nucleotides long. RefSeq names its product iroquois homeobox 7 (gene irx7). Gene Ontology annotation, biological process: cell development; neuron differentiation; regulation of transcription by RNA polymerase II. The coding region runs from base 2359 to 3288 and encodes 309 amino acids. Gene Ontology annotation, molecular function: RNA polymerase II cis-regulatory region sequence-specific DNA binding; DNA-binding transcription factor activity, RNA polymerase II-specific. The record is from RefSeq and is a predicted model, not a curated record. The transcript is spliced from 2 exons. Lineage: Eukaryota; Metazoa; Chordata; Actinopteri; Cypriniformes; Xenocyprididae. Gene Ontology annotation, cellular component: nucleus.
GCAGUUGUAGAUUUGUAUUGAUUAAUCUGGUAGAUCUGUUUGGUUAACCACAAUACAAACCACAAGGAUUUUGAAAUGAGCUCCAGUAGAGUGAAACAAAAUUGAAUUGGGCUCUCAGGAGAAAUCUCUGCUCAUGCCCAUCUUGAUUCGUUUGGUGAAAGACUGGAAAAGCUCAUCUCUUAUCUGAAGUAUGUUGGACUACUAUCUCACACUUUUCUCCUCUCUGCAAAUGACUGACAUCCCCAGAGCAAACAGUCUUAACUGGACCUGUCAGAACAUGAGUACACCUGUAUUGUAUGCGAGAAGAGAGGAAAGAGAGGAGAAAGCCGAGUGUGUGAGGAACACAAUAAUCACAGCCCUGAGCUGCUUAUCUCCAGAGAUGCAGCAUAAGCUUUGCUCUUUGCACUCCGUUUUGACCAUUGUGCUAGUUGAGUAAAUUUGCUCUUGGCCCAAGGGGAUCUGAGCCCCACCCUGCUUCCAAACUCUCUCUCUCUCUCUCUCUCUCUCUGUCAGUCUUUAGCUGUCUGUCUGUCAGCCUUUGAAAUGUCUCACACCUUCACACAACCCCACCACAAAAUCUUAAUAAACAUUUCCAAAUAAAAGAUGAUGAACCUUUGGGAAAAAAAUAACGACUGAAAUAAAACAAAACACAAUUAUGCAUGAGAAAUGACUCAAUUUAAUUUUGUGAGACUCUCAAAGUUUUAGGAAACAAUGCAUGCCACCACACUGUUUACUAGAUAACAGAUUAAAGAGCAAGUUUCAACAAAAAAAACUUGUAUUUCCAAUGUCAGAGACCCCGCACCCCCUGCUAUCGGGUUGUUUGCUGUGCUUUUCUUUCCAGGGCAUUGGUAUGUAUGUUUAGGAAUUCUAAUCUUAUCUGAGUAUCUCCCUACAUUAACAUCUGUUAUGCUGCAAUUACCAUAUACAUUAGUCGACACCUGUUUCACUUAAACCUAUUUAAUUACGACAAUUGUACUGGUUUGUUGUGGGCAAAAACAAAGUCAUCCCCGUUUAAAAAAAGGUUUGAUGUUCAGUCACAAUAAAGCCAAUAAUUCAUAGUCCAGGUUCAUUUUGACCCGAAAGAAUAAAAUCAUUUGCAACCGUGCAGAAAUAAUUUCAAUAGCCUAUAUUAGGCUACAUUAGAAAAUAAAGAAAAUUUGAAGAUUUGAAAAACAAAAAAUGGCGUGUAGACGGAUUUUAUUUUUAGCCUACACAAUGGUGUGAAAGUUAUUUGUUGCAAAGAUGUCAAAUGCGCGCAUUCGUUUAGGCCUAUAAAUCUAAUAUUUUGUAACAACUUUAACUAUAUAUAUAACUAUAUUUAUAUUAACUAUAUGUUAACUUUAUAGCCUAUUAUUAAAUAGCCCAUAAUAGUAAAAAAAAUAGUUUUGUUAUGCCUAUGUUUUAGGCUAAAUGAAAGCUAACCUAUUUUGUGCUAACCAAUUAGCUAAUCAAACGCGCAAGCCAUGUUAAAUACUUUUUACUUAGGCUACAUCCAGAUAAUGUAAAAUCAAAGCAACUAAAGAUUUCAAAUCGGUGUUAAUUAGUUAAACCCGCUAAAGGUAUUUUCCUACUUUUUAAACGCUUCAGACACACAUUGCACCGUGUUGCUAAUCAAAUUCUGAUAAUGGCUUGUCAUGUUGAGUCUUGUAUCGGUUUGCUUAGACAAAAAGAUGAAACGGUCUCAGCAAGAUGGAAAAAAGUUUAUUCUGAGACGUUAAUGUGCGACAUUUGAAGGUGUUGCCAAUGGCUUUAGUAGCUAUCACUUUUCCCCGGCUGAGCUUCAUUUAAUUCAUUGCAUGUUACAUGUAAACAAGACUAAAUAAAACAUAGGCAAUAUAAAUCAAAAUCAAAAAUAUAGCUAUUACGUGAAAAUGCUUUUAAAAUAAAUUUUUAAUUAAAUAAUAACAUUUACUAUAGCUUAAUGUGCUAUAGGCUAAUAAAAUAGGCCGAUGGUUCGACAAAUAAAAGAAACUUAAAACAUCAAUUAUCAUAUUGUUUAAAACAGACGGAUUUUCUACAUAGCCUAUAUUUAAUAGAUUUAUAAUUAUUUUAAACUAUUUAAGGUUUAUGUAUCCAAGAACAUCUCCAGAAAAUGCUAAUUUCACAUGGAGCCCUACUAUUUUCCACUCUUCAGUACGGAUAAGCGUGAGAUAAGCAUCAUGAGUUUAAAGACUUUUAGAGGCCGUUAAAAGGAACAACCGAAAUUCUCCUUUGAAGGGAUUUACUCCCAGAGAAAUCCUUCGGAUCACGGCUGUCAAUCAACUACUCUGACACCGCCCACUGAUGCGGCUCCGCCUAUAAAGAGAGCCCGUGAACUCGAGGGAGUGUCAUUCAAACACCAGAGCUCAGGGAGUAAGGAUGCCUGCUUCACCAACGGGGUUUGGAAACUUCUUCAUGGACAGAAACAUCAACAUGCCCGCUGGAUAUCAAUUAUUGGGCUGCCCACCUGGAAUGCAACAGCCACCGCCACAUCUUGUGGGCAUGGCUGGGGUGCCCUUACCUUUCUCAGGAAUACCGGGGUACAGCUUCAUCCCUUAUCCUCAUCCGGGACACAUGGCACACAUUAGCAAUUCCUAUGACCUCAAGGCUGCAUCACCGUAUCACCAAGCUCUCCUCGGACGUGGAGGACCCUAUUACACUCCUUAUCGUCCCAUACCAGCUGAUGACCCCAGUCGGGUCACCAAGGUGGCCACCCGGGAGAGCACCAGCGCUUUGAAGGCCUGGCUCAGCGAGCACCUGAAAAACCCAUAUCCCACCAAAGGCGAGAAGAUCAUGCUUGCCAUCGUCACAAAGAUGAGCCUUACGCAGGUGUCAACGUGGUUCGCCAACGCUCGGCGCCGCCUGAAGAAGGAGAACCGGGUCAGCUGGGCCUCCAAAGGAAAGUCCGACGAGGAGGAUGAGGAAGAGGAGGGUGAGAGCGAAGAGGAGGGGUCCUUGAGGAAAGGCACGGAGGAUGAAGAUGAGAUCGAUCCUCAAACGGUUGAUGAGGAGGACGAGGAUGCCGCGGUGGAGGACCGAUUAGCGGAAGGACUUGAUCAGCAAAAGGAAAGUGACAAGUCUGACACAUCGUGUGAGAGCAAAAGAGAGGCGUGUAAGCAAAACGUCGAUGUCCAGAAACCUAAAAUCUGGUCUCUCGCGGAAACCGCGACCUCCGAUAUCAAGAAACCCAACGAUUUGAAACAUCUUCAAAGCCCAGACUUUGGGAAAUGGUGGGCUGGAUGGCCUUCAAGGGACUCCUACUCACCUGUAAACCUUUCCACACACGACCUUCUCAAACAAAGUCAAUGAAAUUGUAAAUCCAAAAACACUCUCUAGACUGAAUUUUGCACUUUGAAACCAUUGGGAACAUUUUGUUGUGGAAGUUUGCAUACAAGAUUUAAUCCAAUGCCUGCAUGGUUUAAAAACCAAAGGAUGCGUAUUGUGUAAAUAUUGUACAUUUAUUUUGUUUAAAUUAUAAAUGCAUUUACCUGCUGACUUAUUUUUGCUAAAAUAAAACGUUGAAAAUCGAAAAGUUUUGGUCAUGGUGAAUGUUAAUCAUGGGAUUUGUUUUUACAGUGAGAAAUUAUUUCAAAUGCGAAAGUGUUAUUCUGCAUUGUUUUAGUUACAGAAGCCUAUACUAUUUAUAUCUGUAAUUUCUAAAAGUCUUAAAGAACCAUUAACUUUAGCAAUAAGCUAAUAAAAUAUGUCCAUUUUCAGUGAGUUGCCUAUAUCUCGAAUAGCGUUCGAAGCCGCAAUGAGACAAUUUUAGAAAAUGGUGGCAAGAGCAACAUAAUAAAAUAGACCAUUAUUUAACAAACAGUUGCCAUUAUUAAAUGUAAUAUGUAACGUAUAACAACAUUGUACAUUAGCUAUUACAGAAAUUGUACAAGAGCUUCAAAUGUGACUCAACAAAUCAGAGCUGGCACAACGCGAAACUUUUAUAAAAUGGCGACAACAGAAAUGGGAUAAAAUUAAUCGAUUUUAAUAGGUAGAGGCCUAAUCAAUUUUUUGUUUAGCCUAUUGUAAUUGGAUUAAACAAAUUUUACGCGACAUUUAACUUCGCUGUUUGUUUGCCAAGCAACUUGGCGUAGGCUAUUUGACAAUGCGUUUCCAAUCAGAACUAUAUUUAUAGUUUAUUAUUAUUGAAUAGUCAAACAUAAUUAAAUUUCUAAAACCUUCAAAAGAACGUGUACACAAUCGAUAUAUGAUAAUUGCUGUCGUUUAAGAGGAAUUCUCAGAUUUUGGAGGCAGAUCAAGACGCGUUCAAAGCGUUUCACUUCAAGGCUGGAUUUAGGCUUCAUGUUAUCAGUGAGGACACUACUAUUAAGGGAUUUGCAUAUCUAGCUCUGAUCUGUUAAAACAAUUCAAAGCGGCGCGGAUUAAGGACAUGAAUUGUUCCGUCUUAAAGGGUGAUAAUUAAGAUUAUUCUCCUGUUUAGUCACGACUUGACAGACGAAAAUUGCCAGAGGCUUCUACCUUUACCCUCAUUUAGUGCUCAAAGAUAAGAUCAAACCUGACUUAUGAGAAAAUAAAUACUCUGACACACUAAGUCAAGUGCAAAAAGUUAAAAAGUGAUUUUAUAUUAGGCUAUUAAAAUAAUAAUGGUGCAAUAUAGAGUCGAAGCCCAAAAGGUAAAAAACAAAAUAAUAAAACUAUUGUGCGUAUUUCACCAACCAAACAAUUUUUAAUUUCCACUAUGGACUGGCAUCAGAAAAUGAUCAAAUAAUAAAAUCUCAAAUAAAUAAACUGAUCCAUCAAGGGAUGGUGUGACAAAAAAAAAAAAAAUCUUGCACCCUUUGGUUUCUUUUAUAAAUCUCUGACACAAACACACCAAUAGGAUUAGGCCGUAGGACAAUAUUCUGUUUUUGCGGCCUCCCCUCUGCAGAGGGAAUGAUAAAAGGAAAACUCUUCCUUGCCAAUCACUAUGGCCUCCAUGUAAAUUCAAAGGCCUGUGGUCUGUUAAUCCAAGGAUAAUGAGAAAACCCCUGGGUACAAAAAAGGAGCACCUCCCAGCCACCCCCCCAAGCACAUAUUCACAGCUAACACACACUGGGCACAACAAUCUCCUCCAUGCCCCCUUUUCAGUGGCCCAAAUGAUGUGUAAUCCCAGUCUAAACAUGACAGGCAAAAGGCUGUGAUAUUGAGAUAAGGAUUGAGGUGUUGAACAAUGGUGUGAGAUACAAUGCCUAAAUCGGCCAUCAAUGUGUCACACAAGGGCCUCCUGAUCCCAGCAUAUGGUCAUAUGCUUUGGAUACUAUGGCCUGAUUUAUAGUUCAACAAGCUUUUUAUGUAUGUUUGUUUAGAUAUAUACAAAAUAUGAGCUUUAUGAGAAUGUCAAGUCAAAAUAUAUGCAUCAAUACAACAAAACUUUCCCAUUACAAUUGUACAUUUGCUUAAAAAAAAUAAAAAUAAAAUAAAGCUAGUUGGAUUAAGAAAAUAUUGCAUUGUGAUUUUACUGUGAGCCAAUUUUAUCCCAAAACACCAGACAUGGAAAUGGCAACCUCUUGUGGACAGUCAGAGUAUCCCACAAUGCAUCUCUUGGACAGUCAUGAGCGAUUUAAAACUCAGUUUCACACCAUAACAUUUGUCAAUCGUUUUUCUGUGUUCGAUUUGAAACAUUUCACACCUCAUAAGUAGCGAGUGAUUAUCUUGCAGUGACAGACUGGUAAUUAUUAAUGGAGAAUCAGAAAUGCUUUAAUAUGUACAGAGUGGUUCAUUCCCCACAUUAACCUGAAAUAAAAUGCAAUAAAAGAAUAAUUCACAAACACAAAAUUGUCAUGUACAAUGGAAAUAUUUACAUAGCACAAUACAAAGCAACACAGAUAUCCCAACAAAAGUCUAACAGCAAAUAAAUGAUCACAAAGCCAAAAUGUAAAAAAAAAAAUAGAUAUAUAUAUACACAUGAAAAUAAUAAUUAUACUUGCUUUUUUUUUUUUUUUUUUUUGCACAGCACUAUUUUCCAUCCCAG